AUGAAGAUAAACUCCAAAAAUCAAUUAACUUGUCAGGAAUCCUUUUUCUCUAGUGUAACAAAGUUCUCCUUCUCGCAUCUUAGCAAAGUGUGGUCUACUGCUCAAUCAAAAUUUCCGAAAAACAUUUAUAACUUUACCAUACGCUAUAUCAAUAACUCUCUUCCGACACGCAAGAACCUUAGCAGAUGGGGAUUGUCUUCAAGUUCAGAAUGCUCCUUUUGUCUUGGCCUAGAAUCAUUAUUGCACGUGGUCGCUGGAUGUCAGUGUUAUCUCGAUCGAUUUACGUGGAGACACAAUUCAAUCCUGAACUUCCUUGCCAAUACCUUGCAAACUGUGAACGGUUCUGCCCUCUACGCUGAUGUGCCUGGAUUCAAAAGUCCUUCGAUAAUAACUGGUGAUACGUAUCGCCCGGAUUUGUUGCUAUCGUUAUCAAAUGGCUCACUUUAUGUGGUCGAGCUCACUGUUGGCUAUGAGACAAACCUCGAGAACAACGUUAAUCGGAAAAAAGCCAAAUAUAAAGAACUAGUAAAACAACUAGACGAAAAUUUUAACGAAGUAAACUUUAUAAAUCUUUCCAUGAGCUCCCUAGGUAUUUUUGCGCAAGAAUGCUCUACAUUCUUAGAAAUGUUAGGAAAUGUUGGUCUGGACAAAAACUACCAAACGUACUGUGUUAGGAAAAUGAUGACUAUUGCCAUUCGAAGUACAUACUAUAUUUUUUGCUGCCGAAAUAAGGAAUGGGAAAGUCCGGACUUGUUAACUAUUUGAAAUAUCUGAUGGUCUUGUAUAUUUAUAUAUUUUCAUGUAUUCUGUCUUAUCAUUUUUAUUAGUUCAUAUAGUUGUGAUUCAAAUAGCCAAUUGUAAUUUACCUUAAAUUAGUGAGAUUUACAAUUGUAUAUAUAUAGUAUAUAACAAAAUUAUUAAAGUUUCCUUUAUUAUCAUUAUCAUUAUCAUUAUCAUUAUCAUUAUCAUUAUUAUUAUUAUUAUUAUUAUACUGUAAAGGAGUUAAAGAAAGCUUUGCAAAAUUUAAAAUCCAACAAAGGUGACCUUAGUGAAAUUAAAUACGUCUCCCCCACAUUGCGUGAUAAGCUUCGUAAUAACAACAACGAUGGGCUAACCUCUGACAGCAAUGAAUCAUUCAAUCACGACAAUUAUAUCGGACGGAACUUUUGGGGUUAUAUUAAAAACGUUAUCAAUAAGAAGGACUCAAUAUUACCAUCAUUUAACGUGACAGAUUGCUUUACUUAUUUUUCUAAAUCUCUGGCUAAAAUUAAUCCUAAUAGACUGUUUAAUUUAACAUUCCCAGCUGGAUUCCAAAGUUAUCUGAUCCCGAAGUUCAAUUCAACCUUGACCCCCCGACUUACCAACAAAUUACUAAUGUGAUACGUAAAAUGAAAUCGUCUGGCUCCCCUUGCCCCCUUGAUCAGCUUUCGAUAAUAUGUUUUAAGCGAUGUCCUUAUCUGCGAACUUACCUCAGUAAACUAAUUCAAGAAAUUUGGCUAUCUGGAACUGUCCCGAACGAAUGGAAAAAAGCCUGUACUAUAUUAAUACAUAAGAAAGGCAACAUUGAUGAUCCGUCAAAUUUCCGUCCCAUAACACUUGAGUCUAUACCAUUAAAAGUAUUUACAUCUUGUCUUCGAAACGCAAUAUAUUCCUUCCUCGCAUCCAAUAACUUUAUCGAACACGGCAUACAAAAGGGCUUCACCCCUAACCUAUCUGGCACUCUAGAACACACUGCGCAAAUGGCUGACAUCAUUAACAAAGCCCGCAUCAGACAACGCUCUGUUGUCAUCACCUUACUUGAUCUGAAGAAUGCUUUCGGCGAAGUCCACCACAAUCUCAUCCAAUCAGUACUCGACUACCACCACAUCCCAGAACACAUAAAAUUCGUUAUAAAAAUUUAUACACUGAUUUCCAAACCUCAAUAAUUACCCCCGAAUUCCGCACCCCUUUUAUAUCUGUUCGCCGUGGCGUAUUGCAAGGAGAUUGCCUCAGUCCUCUUCUUUUCAAUAUGUGUUUUAAUACUUUCAUCCAACAUAUAAAAGCUGAAAAGUACCGUCAGUUUGGCUUCUCCUUCAAGCUAUUAAAGCCUAUCCACUGGUUCCAAUUCGCUGAAGACGCAGCCGUAAUCACUGGCCAAGAAUCUGAAAACCAGCAUCUCUUAUAUCGUUUUUCCAUCUGCUGCCAAUGGUCCAAUAUGAUUAUCAGAGUCGAUAAAUGUAGUACCUUUGGCAUCAAGAAAGCCAUCACAAAAUCAGUCCAAUAUUUGCCGAAACUCCUCAUCAACAAUAAUCUAGCUGAUACCAACAAUAAAGAUUGGAGAAGCAUUUCAAUAUUUAGGACGUUACUUUGAUUCUAACAUGUCGAACGAUAACCACAAGACUGAACUAACCACUCUCGUUAAUGAACUAAUGACUGAUAUUGACUCGAAGCCACUCCACCCAAGAAAUAAGCUUCUCGUGUACAGUCGUUAUGUCUUAUCCAAAAUAUCGUGGCAUUUCACCAUCGCAACACUUUCUAAAACAUGGUUAUUGAAAAUAUUGAUUCCGUAGUCAACCAAUACGUACAUCCGUAAAUGGCUUGAAAUUCCAAUCUCAGGAACACAGCUAAGUACUGUUUUUCUAACUCGCAACAAAUUUUGUCAAAGUAUUUAUCCUCCAUCGGUGAAAUUUAUCCAAUGCCAAACAGUUCUUCGAAAAGCUUUAAAACUUUCUCCUAAUCAAUCAAUCAACGAACUGUGGAAAUCUACUAAUACUCAUACUAAUAUCCAAUACGACUUUUAUAACUCAACCAAAGAAAUGCUUAAAGAUUUUCGCUCUGAACAUGAAGAUAAACUCUAAAAUCAAUGAACUUGUCAGGGAUCCUUUUUCUCUAGUGUAACAAAGUUCUCCUUGUCGCAUCUUAACAAAGUGUGGUCUACUGCUCAAUCAUUACUUCCGAAAAACGUUUAUUAAUUUACCCUGAUACGCUAUAUAAAUAACUCUCUUCCGACACGCAAGAACCUUAGCAGAUGGGGAUUGUCUUCAAGUUCAGAAUGCUCCUUUUGUCUUGGCCUAGAAUCGUUAUUGCUCGUGGUCGCUGGAUGUCAGUGUUAUCUCGAUCGAUUUACGUGGAGACACAAUUCAAUCCUGAACUUCCUUGCCAAUACCUUGCAAACUGUGAACGGUUUUGCCCUCUACGCUGAUGUGCCUGGAUUCAAAAGUCCUUCAAUAAUAACUGGUGAUACGUAUCGCCCGGAUUUGUUGCUAUCGUUAUCAAAUGACUCUCUUUAUGUGGUCGAGCUCACUGUUGGCUAUGAGACAAACCUCGAGAACAACGUUAAUCGGAAAAAAGCCAAAUAUAAAGAACUAGUAAAACAACUAGACGAAAAUUUUAACGAAGUAAACUUUAUAAAUCUUUCCAUGAGCUCCCUAGGUAUUUUUGCGCAAGAAUGCUCUACAUUCUUAGAAAUGUUAGGAAAUGUUGGUCUAGACAAAAACUACCAAACGUACUGUGUUAGGAAAAUGAUGACUAUUGCCAUUCGAAGUAGCCUACAUGCUAUAUUUUUUGCUGCCGAAAUAAGGAAUGGGAAA
Messenger RNA from Paramuricea clavata, 3569 nucleotides. The record is from the annotation of a GenBank genome assembly. NCBI's taxonomy places the organism in Eukaryota, Metazoa, Cnidaria, Anthozoa, Malacalcyonacea, Plexauridae.